CAGCAGCAGCAGCCACCAAAGCAGGGUGCUGAAAGAGAAGAGGAGGCAGGCUGGAUUGACCUGUGGCAAGGACCUUGGAGGAGCUUGGAAACUGCCCACCGCAGAGAUGAAGGCAGAAGCUAAAAGUAUGCUACAUGAUGACAAGUCAAAGCAGGAGGGACAUAUCUGGGGCUCCAUGAGGAGGACGGCUUUCAUCCUGGGCUCUGGCCUUCUCUUGUUUGUGGCCUUCUGGAACUCAGUCACAUGGCAUCUUCAGAGAUUUUGGGGUGCUUCUGGCUACUUUUGGCAAGCCCAGUGGGAAAGGCUGCUGUCUACAUACGAAGGGAAGGAGUGGAUCCUCUACAUUAUUGGAGCCACGCACGUGCCUGCUCUGUGCUUCUGGAGCUUCAAUGGGCUUCUGCUGGUGGUCGACACAACUGGAAAACCUAAAUGCAUCUCCCGCUACCGCAUUCAGGUUGGGAAGAAUGAACCUGUGGACCCUGUGAAGCUACGCCAGGCCAUCCGCACAGUUCUUUUCAACCACUUCAUCAUCUCUUUCCCCAUCCUGGUUUUCCUCUAUCCCUUUCUCAAGUGGUGGGGAGACCCCUGCCGCCGUGAGCUACCUACCUUCCACUGGUUCCUCCUGGAGCUGGCAAUCUUCACCCUGAUUGAGGAAGUCUUGUUCUACUACUCACACCGGCUCCUUCACCACCCAGCAUUCUAUAAGAAAAUCCACAAGAAACACCAUGAGUGGACAGCUCCCAUUGGUGUGAUCUCUCUCUAUGCACACCCUAUAGAGCAUGUGGCCUCCAACAUGCUGCCAGCGAUGGCGGGUCCUUUAAUAAUGGGCUCCCAUUUAUCCUCCAUCACCAUGUGGUUUUCCUUGGUUCUCGUCAUCACCACCAUCUCCCACUGUGGCUACCACCUACCCUUCCUGCCUUCACCUGAAUUCCACGACUACCACCAUCUCAAGUUCACCCAGUGCUACGGGGUGCUGGGGGUGCUGGACCACCUCCAUGGGACGGACACCCUGUUCAAGCAGACCAAGGCCUACGAGAGGCACAUUCUCCUGCUGGGCUUCACGCCGCUCUCUGAGAGCAUUCCCGACUCCCCGAAGAUGGAGUGAGAGGGCCCUAGUGCCAUCCUGGCUGUCUGCUCAGCAGCAGGAUGCAGAGGUGGCCUGAGGCCUCCUGACUGCACCUAACAACUUGCCUCCUUUAGCCACACACUCUCUAAUGACGCCACCACUAGGGCAGAGGGAAGGUCAGCUUCCUGGAAAAGCAGGGCCAAGGAUGGGGUUAGGGCUUCCCCCAAACUAGUGUCCUUGAAGUCCCAUGAUAGUACCAGUAGUCGGUUUAAGGAAAAAAACAGCUCCCCAGAAUGGAGGCCAAUCACAAGGAGGAGACCACUUUGAAAGGGUUCCCAGGAGUCCCCCAGUCCUCUGCUGUGGAAGGGGAGAGGGGUUCCACCCCAGAAAACUCCACUGUGGCCUACGCAAGGAGCAGAGAAUGGCAAAGGUGACAGCAGGACUGGAGGCCACCUGGCUUCAGGGAGAGCUCCUUGUGGUGCCAGGGGGUGGGGGAACCAGAUAUCACUUUGCCCCUUCCUGUCCCAAAAGGCUUUUCUUGUACCCUACUCAGGACAGGGCCGGGACACCCCCAAAUGGUUAUAGGUUUCAGUUCUUAACAUGCCAGAUGCCAGUGCCACUUCCCCUCCACACACACACACACACACGAGUCAGUGACCACAUUUCAACUCUGCCCCACCACAAACAAACGUCUUCCCUCUCUGGG
Propithecus coquereli (Coquerel's sifaka) is the source of this 1772-nucleotide messenger RNA. It is a transcript of the gene FAXDC2, whose product is annotated as fatty acid hydroxylase domain containing 2. Bases 107 to 1105 code for a protein of 332 amino acids. The transcript has 9 exons. Gene Ontology annotation, biological process: sterol biosynthetic process. Gene Ontology annotation, molecular function: C-4 methylsterol oxidase activity; iron ion binding. The record is from RefSeq and is a predicted model, not a curated record. Lineage: Eukaryota; Metazoa; Chordata; Mammalia; Primates; Indriidae.